Molecule: messenger RNA, 744 nt
Organism: Apus apus (common swift)
Lineage: Eukaryota; Metazoa; Chordata; Aves; Apodiformes; Apodidae
Gene: RNF125
Product: ring finger protein 125
Biological process (GO): protein polyubiquitination; ubiquitin-dependent protein catabolic process
Molecular function (GO): ubiquitin protein ligase activity
Source: RefSeq, a predicted model, not a curated record
AUGCCGGGGCUCCCUGGGCCGUGCCAGGCCGGGCAGUGGUGGGAGUGCAUCCGCGGCAGCAGCCGGAGAUUCUGUCAUCCCUGUAUUUCUGCAAGUUUAAAGAAUAACGCAUGGAUGUGUCCUUAUCUUCCUUCUGAAGGAAUUCCAGCCACCAAUAUUGCUAAGAAGAUGGAGAGCACGUACCGAAACUGCACAGAAUGUGAAACACAGGUAUGCCUGAGUGAAAUGAGAGCUCAUUUAAGAACUUGUGAAAAAUAUAUAGAAAAAUAUGGACCUCUACAGGAGCUUGGAGCUGCUGUAACAAGAUAUUCCUGUCCUUAUUGCCAGUGUGAAGUAGAUGAGGAUGAGCUUAUGGACCGUUCUCACCACGGAUCAGAAAGGAGAGCAGCGGUAACAUACAUAAGUAUAUAUUUUACUGAAUUCACAUUAAAUGGAUUAAUUCUAGCAACAUUACUCAUCAGUUGUUGUCCAAUUUGUUUUUUAACACCCGGGAGAGAACCAAGCUAUUUCAGCAGAAGUUUUAUAAGGCACCUUCAACUCAGACAUGCACUCCAUUAUGAAGACUACAUAGUAAGUAAUGGUAUUUGCAGUCUACUGGACUUGAUUUCUUUGUGUGUUUCUUCUUCCACACCUUUUACAAUCAAGAAUUCAUACAUAAACACUGUUGGAGAAGUUCUUGUUGAAAGAGUUUUGGAUGGGUCAUUCUUAGACUAUAUGCAUGUGAGUCAUCCAAACAGCACCUAA